AUGCUCCUCUCGGCUCAAGAUAUUAUCGACGCCCGGAUGGGCUUGUCCGAGAAUCGGUCGCGAGGCAGAGAUCCAACAGAUAUCGCCCAUCUAGUCUACGGCCCACAACCUGGAAAGCAGCACAGGCUGUGGAUCAAAGAUCGUAUCUUGGAGCCUCAAACGCUGUCUCACUUCCUAGAAUUCACCAUGACGGGUAAUCUUCCGGGAGACCGACUAACACCUCCCCCUCUACUCACUCCCGAAGAGGUCGAUCUUCUCAAAACACCUGCUUCGGAAUGGGCGCCGACUCCUUACAACCAGCAGACAAGAUCAACCCUGGACUGGAUGGUAAUUCGAAUUGGCUCUGAGGAAGACAGCUCCCGGCUUUAUGGGAUAGCGAAGGAGCUGCACGCGAUGAAGUCCAGGCUUUGGGAGGGCAUACCCCCAUUGUCUGAGAGACGCUGGCAGGAGCUGAGACUAGACGAACCGGAGAACUUCACAGCCGCUUGUAGUUACUUCGCCAUGGUCAUUGACGUAUUCGCCUAUCUAAACAAUCUGCGUACCAAAGGAGCUUUGCGACAGACCUUUAACUUGAUAUGGGACCACCUGCGGGUAUACGAGCAGGCCUUGAACGCUAAGAGAAGAGAAGACUCGACAGACGGCGCCUAUCAGGAAGUUUCGGUGACUGGCCUUUGGUACUCGUACAUACGGGCUCAUUAUGAUUUGAUAUGCGAAAACGCUCAUCACUGGGUCACUGAGCAUAUCGACCAGAAUCGAGAACCAAUCGUGCACGAACUCGCCCACCAUCAUCCAGAUAACCCAAACCAUUACGACCAUAAGCAGCAAGAUUUGAGGAGCAAGCUCGAUGACCUUAACGAGAACACCUUCAAAGCUGAUUUCAUGAUCUUCAUGCCCACGGAUGGAUACAAAGGCGAUAGGCUUCCAGCCAAAGACACUGAUCUGUUGACACCAGCCCAUAUGAAAGAACUCCGAACGGAGCCUAUCACCAGUUCGGCCAAUAUGAUGUGGCGAGUUGCGGAUUAUACCGAACGCGUGAAGUAUCUUGGCCGAAAAGAGAUGCGCGAGCAUUGCGAGCGAGAAGAUUAUAGAUCGUGGGGAGAUGUGCCUAACAACGACCCCGAGAAGUUGCUCCUCCAUACUAUCAGCCUGAUCGAUGCCCAGAGAAUGGCACGCCACGAGCUCAGAGGCCUUCCACAACCUCCAGAGGUAGAUCGCUGGAUUGAAUACACUAGACUUCAGAAGAAUUUUGGUCUGGGGUUUGUCGCAUAUCGAUUAUGUCACGAUUAUGAACCAGCGACAUGGGAUCUGUUCAAGCGGACAUUUGAGGCAGACGUGGCGGAUUGGGGACGGGGAAAGGUGGACGUUAACGAUAUUCGGAGAGCUUGCAAGAUCCAUUGGAAAGAUGGUCUAGAGAAUGGUAUUGCAGAUGGUGAUAUCGAGGGUGCGAAGAAACAUUUCAGCACCGUCCCAGGGCUUCCAGUUCACAAGCGCGUAUUCCUCGCCAUCGAUGAGUCCACCAUGAAAUCCUUCCUCGAACCCACCGUCAACAACCAGAGAUCCGUUCUUGCAGUCGAUGUCAAGUACGAGCCCGGCCAGGAGGAAGAUGUCGAUUCACCAGGAUACCCAGGGACCUUGCGGAUACUCUGCAGUUUGUUAUGGGACGAGCUCGGCGCAAUGCUGGUUAUGCAGAGUACCUUUCCCCAGGGCCUUUGGCCUAUGGCGACGAGCAAUCCCGAGAUGAUCUACGUGGGUACGAAGCUUACUCCUGUGCUCAAGUUCCCGAGUUAUCAAGAGACGCUGUGGUGGGAGAUUGCGAGGUAUUUGGUGCCUAAACGCGUGCUUGACAAGCGUGCUAAGCUGGUCCGUAAAUAG
This is a messenger RNA of Fusarium sp. VM40, 1872 nucleotides long. The record is from the annotation of a GenBank genome assembly. NCBI's taxonomy places the organism in Eukaryota, Fungi, Ascomycota, Sordariomycetes, Hypocreales, Nectriaceae.